This is a messenger RNA of Episyrphus balteatus (marmalade hoverfly), 2745 nucleotides long. RefSeq lists its product as uncharacterized. Gene Ontology annotation, molecular function: nucleic acid binding. The record is from RefSeq and is a predicted model, not a curated record. Lineage: Eukaryota; Metazoa; Arthropoda; Insecta; Diptera; Syrphidae. Gene Ontology annotation, biological process: DNA integration. The transcript has a single exon. Bases 1 to 2745 code for a protein of 914 amino acids.
AUGUAUCGUCAGAUCUUGAUAGCAGAGCAGGACAAAAAUUAUCAGCUGGUUCUAUGGAGAAAAAAUACUGAUGAACCUAUUAAAGUUUACAGGCUUAAUACGGUUACCUUUGGUACAGCCGCCGCUCCAUAUCUUGCGAUCCGAACUUUACAAAAGCUAGCAGAUGAUAAUUCGACAAAUCAAAUUACAUCCUCUAUGAUCCUUAACGAGAUGUAUGUAGACGAUUUAAUAUCUGGAGGAAACACAGUUGCAGAAGCUAAAGAGAAAAUAAAACAAAUAAAAUCAACGUUAAAGACAGCUGGAUUUAACUUACGUAAAUGGACUUCCAACUCUGAUGAGGUACUAUCGAGCAUUCCAACAGGAGAACGGGAAUCUUCAUUCUCAAUGCCUCCAGAAGAUUCGGAACGAGUUAAAACGCUCGGUGUCCACUGGCUUCCUUCCGUUGAUAAAUUUUCUUUCUGCUACAAUCCGCUUCCAAAUCCACAGCCGACAAAACGAUUCAUUCUAUCAACGAUAGCACGACUUUUUGAUCCCAUGGGUUGGAUUGCUCCAUGCAUUGUAAAGGCGAAAAUGUUUAUGCAACAACUGUGGGCGAAGAAGUUGUCAUGGGAUGAACAAAUCGAAUCGUCACUUCUGGAACAAUGGAAUGUUUUCUACAAUGACUUGAUAGCUAUUAACAAGAUCCAGUUUCCAAGGUGGGUAGAAACCAUCGGUGAUUUAUCUCGAGUCGAGUUACAUGGUUUCAGUGACGCUUCAGAAAAAGCAUACGGAGCAGCAGUGUACUUGAGAGUCGAAGACGAUAAAGGCCAGGCGAAAAUGCAUCUUCUCAUUGCAAAAUCCAGAGUUGCACCUGUGCAACCAGUUAGUCUUCCUCGUUUGGAACUUUGCGGUGCUGUGAUGUUAGCCCAGUUGUUAGACUAUGCAACUCAAGUUUUAGGCAACAAAAAUAUCAAGCAAUUUGCAUGGACUGACUCAACCAUUACUCUCUCGUGGAUUCGAGCAUCACCAACCAAGUGGGAGACAUUUGUAAGAAACAGAGUUGGAGAAAUACAGCGGUUGACCCCAAUCAAAAUAUGGAAACAUAUUCCAACACAACAUAAUCCCGCAGACUUGGUUUCAAGAGGUGUUUUGCCAUCGGAUUUACUUGAAAAUACAUUAUGGUGGAACGGGCCAGACUUUUUAUGCGAUGCCUGGGUUUUUCAGUAUCCUACACAACCAUUAAUAAGAGUUCAUCAAGCCGAGCGAAUUUUUCCUCCAAUCAACAAACUAAUGCAUAGAUCUUCUGAUCUCAAUAAAUUAAUUCGAAUUACUGCUUUGAUUUUACGUUUCACAAAUAAUUCCAAAAAUUACAUACCCAACUGGAAAAUCGGACCGAUUUCCCCGAGUGAACUCGACGAAGCAGCCAAAAUAUUGGUGAAAAUAGCUCAACUCGAAAUGUUUCCUGAAGGAAUUAUGAAAUCUAGAGGCAUGGCAUCUCUAAAUCCCUUCGUAGAUCCUGACGGUAUUAUUCGUGUUGGUGGAAGAUUGAAGAAUGCUAACCUGCAUUAUGAUCAACAGCAUCCAAUAAUUCUUGCUCCAAAUCAUCAUUUUACAAAAUUGAUUCUGCAUGAAGCUCAUGAAAAAACGCUCCACGGAGGCAUUCAAUUGAUGAUGGGUUAUCUUCGGAAAAAAUAUUGGAUUUUUCAAACUAAACGAAUUGUUAAACAAUACAUUCAUAAAUGCACUAUUUGUUAUCGGUUCAGAACUAAGCCAGCUUAUCAACUCAUGGGAGAAUUACCAUCGCCUAGAGUCAAUGUAUCCAGACCAUUUUCACAUACCGGGGUUGACUAUGCCGGGCCUAUUAGUAUCCGGGCUUGGAAAGGCCGUGGAGCAAAAACUUAUAAAGGCUAUCUAGCCAUUUUCGUUUGUCUGGCGACUAAAGCCAUUCAUCUGGAAGCAGUGAGUGACCUCACUACUCAAGCUUUUCUAGCCGCUUUUCGACGUUUUACUUCACGUCGAGGUGUCUGUGGACAGAUCUAUAGUGAUUGCGGCACAAACUUUAAAGGAGCUGAGUCAGAGUUGUAUCGUCUUUUAAAAGAUGCCACUCAUGACUGGAAAAAUGUUGCUGAAGCUUUAUCGUCACAAGGAACCAAGUGGAAUUUCAUUCCUCCUGCUUCUCCCCACUUUGGAGGGUUAUGGGAAGCCGGUGUGAAGAGUGUCAAACACCACUUCAAAAGAGUUGUUGGAAAUGGGACACUCACUUUCGAGGAGCUCACCACGCUUCUGACUCAAAUCGAAGCGUGUUUAAAUUCGAGGCCUCUUUGUCCUUUAACCGAAAAUCCUGAUGACUUUCAUGCUUUGACUCCAGCACACUUUUUAAUUGGAGCUGAAAUGUACUCCGUGCCAGAACCUGACCUUACGAUCGGUAAGACGAGUUAUACUGACCGGUGGAAGGCAAUCCAAUUCAGUCUACAAACUUUUUGGCAUCACUGGCAAUCAGAAUAUUUGGCCAGAUUACAACAACGACCUAAAUGGCUCAAAUCGCAACCUCAACUUAAAAUUGGAGAUCUAGUUUUGAUAAAAGAUGAGAGACUUCCCCCUACGAAAUGGAAUCUAGGUAGAAUUCUAGAAACCUUCCCAGGUAAAGAUGACAUCACCAGAGUUGUCAACCUGAAAACACAACAAGGCGAAUUUAAAAGACCGGUAACAAAGCUAUGUCCACUACCAAUUAAUGAGAAUCAACAUAAUUUAUCAAAUCAAAUCUAA